Molecule: messenger RNA, 854 nt
Organism: Gaeumannomyces tritici R3-111a-1
Lineage: Eukaryota; Fungi; Ascomycota; Sordariomycetes; Magnaporthales; Magnaporthaceae
Exons: 1
Coding region: 104-676 (190 amino acids)
Source: RefSeq, a predicted model, not a curated record
ACUCUUCUUUUUUCCGAAUCCAGCGCGAAAAGAUCUGCUUGGUGUACUGCUAACCAACAAUCGUGAACAGAUAAAGCACACACACACACACAACUCGAGCAAGAUGUUCGAGAACUGGCCGGCCUUUGGCAGCCUUCUGGUGGCCAUUGUGGCCUUUCUCCUGGUGUCGCCGUGGGCCUGGGCCCUCAAAGAGGCGCCCUCCCAGGAGCCCCGGACGACGAUCGGCUGGUGCCGAGUUUGGCUUUCGACCAUUCUCGGAUUGCUCUUCCUGCUGCCCUUCCGUGUCGUCUGGGUGGUCUGCCACUGGAGCACCCUCGUGGACUUUGGCCGUGUCCUCGUCGCUGGUUCCGCAAACGACGGCGACUGGUUGAUCAAGGCAUUCAUGAAGGCUUGGCGGGGCUAUCGCUAUGGCAGCCAGCACGUUCCCGACUUGGAGUUGGCAUUGACAGUCACCUCCAACCCACCCCUGCCGCUGCCGCUGCCGCUGCCCGACCGCGGCCAACCUUUGUUGGAGAUGCUCGCCGACCAAGGCCUCACGUCGUCGCCCACAACCCAGCAGCAGCAGCAGCCGCCGCCCGCCACCAGCCCUGGCCACGCCGACACGUCCAACCUCCGGCACAGAGGGAGCGUGGCUCCAGGCUCGGGGCAAGAUGGAAUGGAAUUUUGGGAGACAUAAACUGCGGUGGGGGCUUUGGCCGCAUUCUUUUCUCACCUUUUUCUUGUUUCUUGUGCUCGCCGUCGUCUGUUUUUUGGUCUGGGCUUUCUUGUUUUUGAUUUACGGUAUUUUUACCCGCUAACGCAGAAACGCACUGACAUGGCAGUUGCUCCGGCGGCCAGUGAAGCGCCACCAGCCC